Molecule: messenger RNA, 1413 nt
Organism: Penicillium lagena
Lineage: Eukaryota; Fungi; Ascomycota; Eurotiomycetes; Eurotiales; Aspergillaceae
Exons: 6
Coding region: 1-1413 (470 amino acids)
Biological process (GO): transmembrane transport
Cellular component (GO): membrane
Molecular function (GO): transmembrane transporter activity
Source: RefSeq, a predicted model, not a curated record
AUGGAAUCCAACAAAGACAAUGAAUUCCACCCGCAUGCGGGAGGAAUGUCCACUAUUGAGAAAGUUGAAGUCACUGGCCAGGAUGUCGAUGAAGCUCUCCUCUUCUUGAACGAAGCACCUGCCGGUGAGUUAAUACACGUCGACGAUAAAAAGCUGAUGCGCCGAGUUGAUCGGAUGUUGAUGCCGUUGAUGUUUGCCUGUUACUACCUGCAGUAUUGCGAUAAAACACUGCUGUCAAACGCUGGAAUAAUGGGCAUUAUCAAGGACACCGAUAUGCCAGCCAACGGCUUUUCGAACUUGGCCAUGGCUUUCUACCUUUCCUUUUUGGUCUCUGAACCCAUUCAAUCAUUCUUGCUGCAAAGAUUCCCUGCGGCUAAGUUCCUUGGAGUGAACGGUUGUCUUGUAAUCAUCACCGGUAUGUGGUAUAAACGGGAUGAGCAAGUCUCCCGGAUGGGGUGGUGGUAUCAAGGUACAUCUGUAGCGCCCAUGGUGACAGCUCUUAUUUCCUAUGGUUUUGGACAUUGGACUCAGUCGGAUCCAAACUUGAAAUUCAAGUCUUGGCAGAUCCUUUUUCUUCUCUUUGGCGUUAUUACGAUCGUCAUUGGCAUCCUGACCUUUCUAUUCCUUCCCGAUAAUCCUAUGAAAAGCCGAUUGAGAAGAGAGGAGAAAAUCCAUAUUAUCGAACGAGUGCGCGAAAACCAAACGGGUAUUGAGAAUAAGAAAUUCAAAUGGACGCAGUUUAUUGAGGCGGUGACAGACAUAAAGACGUGGCUCUUAAGUCUGAUUGUGAUCACAACGAAUGUACCCAACGGCGCAGUGAGCUCAUUCUCAAACAUCAUUACUGAAAAUUUUGGUUAUGAUGAAUACACAUCGCUUUUACUUAGCCUACCAGGAUGUGCAGUUGCUUUUAUUUCCGUCUGGCUGGGCUGCUGGUAUGCUGGCCAGUUUAAUGCCCGAGGACUCUCCAUCAUUGCGCUUAUCAUUCCAACGUUAUUGGGCGGUGCUCUAAUGGCGUGGCUUCCUGCAACCAACAAAGCCGGUCUGCUCGUUGGAAACUUCUUGACCAACACUGUGGGCUCAACCAUGCCUAUGAUAUAUAGCUGGAUUACUGCAAACUUCGCAGGUCACACUAAGAAACUCACGAUGAACGCCCUUGUUUUGAUGUCUUUCUGUAUCGGCAACGUCAUUGGGCCUGAGACAUUCCAAGCUAAGGACGCACCACAAUAUAUUCCUGCCAAGAUUACCAUUGUUGCCAUAUUAUCUUUUGGGAUUCUCUUCACAGCGGCCCUAGAUUUGCUUUACAUGUGGGAAAACAGAAAGAGAGAUAAUGAGCCCGCUCCCGACUUGCCGCCGAAUUUUGAACUCAUGGAUCUUACUGAUAAGCAGAAUCGAAAUUUUAGGUAUCUACUUUAG